UUUACAUAUAUUCUACACCAUUUUAUUAUUUUGUUUAAAAGAAAAUGGAUAAUCCUGCUUAUGUCAUAGACUUCGAGAAAACAUCAGAUACUCUGAAGAAUAGUAAAAAAUCUGAACAACUACAGCAGGAAGCAUACACAUUUGAAGAUGCUAUAACGCUUACAGGAAUAGGGAAAUUCCAUUAUCUCUUGUUACUGGUAUGCGGACUUUGUUUCAUGUCAGUGAUGGUUGAAAUUAUGGGCGUAGGUCUAAUAAUGCCAUCGAUGAAAUGUGAUCUGGAAUCAACAGUAUCCGAACAGGGAAUGUUAGCUUCAGCUGGAUUCCUAGGUGUGGUACUAUCGUCACAUGCUAUGGGUUUUCUUGCAGAUACUUGGGGUCGCGUACGCACUCUACGUUAUGCCUUAAUUCUAAGCGCUAUUUCUACAAUUAUAUCCUCCUUCUCAGUUAACAUUUUGAUGCUUACUGUAUUUCGUUUUCUAACCGGCUUCUUUAUUUCUGGCGGGCAAGCAUGCGUUUUUAGUUUAUGUGGUGAAUUUCAUGGAAACAAAACUCGUGUUCGCUAUGUAACAUUACUUUCCGGAUUUUUGCCCCUGGCUUUAAUUUACUUGCCAUUUAUGUCAUCUAUAAUUUUGCCACUACAAAUUGACACCACAGUUUUGGGCAUGAAAUUUUCAUCAUGGCGUAUAUUGUUAAUGGUGAAUUCUGCGUUAUCUAUUAUAGCAGUAGUUGGACUUUACACUAUUCCGGAAACCCCGAAGUAUAUAUUAGUACAAGGUGAUCAUGAUGGUGCCUUAGAGGUGUUACGCACAAUCUUUGAGAGAAAUACAGGCAGGCCACGUAGUCAUUACGCUGUUAAAAACAUUAUAUUGGAAACUGGUGGUGCUAGCUUAACCGAUAUACAUGGUUUUAAAGAUGCCGUUAAGAUGAUAUGGAACCAAACUAUUCCAUUGUUCUACAAAGAGCGCUAUUUACAUACAAUCAAUAUUUGUCUCAUUAUGUUUGUAGUGUAUGGGAUAUCUCAAGGAUUGUUUAUGUGGUUCCCAACCAUUUUGAAUGAAAUGAUAUCGAAAGAUGGCUUAGGUCUAACAACUUGUUAUAUAAUCACAAAUAUGGAGCUCACAACAAAUCUGUCAACUGAUAUUUGUGCUGGAGAGGUAGAUACAUUCAUGUUCAAUGUAUUAAUGGUCAUCGGUGCUGCAUUUACAGUAUUUUUUUUAAUUUUUGCGUAUACAAUUGAUUACGUUGGCAAAAAAAAUCUGCUUAUAUGUUGGCUCAUAGUCUCUGGUAUCUGUAUGACAGUCAUACACUGGAUAACGGUUUUCUAUAUUAGUGUUUUUGCCAUUACUCUUAUAAUGGCUGUUGGCAAUUGUGGUGGUCUUGUGAGUACAAUUGCUAUGGAGUUCUUCCCAACGAAUAUUAAUGCAAUGGGCAUGUGCUUCAUAAUGAUGAUUGGACGUUUAGGUGCAGUGGUGGGUGCAAACAUUAUGGGACAAAUAAUUUUUAAUUAUUGCGAUUUAGUGUUUUGGGUAUUUCUUGGCAUUGUUUGCAUAUUAUGUUUUAUGGGUUUAGUAUUACCUGAGAGAAAAACUGAUAAGAAAUCAGUGAUGAAAUGAGGUCUUAAAAAUUAGAUUUAGUGUGUAAACAACGAUUUCUUAAUGUAUUGAAUCUUUUUUUUAAUAUAUGUUUAUAAUUAUAACGAAUACAUUGUAGUUUUAAGAUUCAUAUUAUAUAUUACUGGAAAUAAAGCAUAACUUGAUAUGCUUAUAUAUAUUUAAAAAAUAAAUAGUUUUU
Teleopsis dalmanni is the source of this 1791-nucleotide messenger RNA. RefSeq names its product synaptic vesicle glycoprotein 2B. Lineage: Eukaryota; Metazoa; Arthropoda; Insecta; Diptera; Diopsidae. The record is from RefSeq and is a predicted model, not a curated record. Gene Ontology annotation, biological process: transmembrane transport. Gene Ontology annotation, molecular function: transmembrane transporter activity. Bases 45 to 1613 code for a protein of 522 amino acids. The transcript is spliced from 5 exons.